ACUCCGAAGAGCCGCGCGCUCGAGCCUCAGUAGCGCCGCGAGCUCUCAGUCAACGGGGAACAGAGCAGCGGCCAAAAUAACCGGACUAACAUCAUCAUCAUCAUCAUCAUCAUCUUCAUCACCAGAUAUUAACGCCUGGAUUUCUUUAUUUCACUCUGUGGAUUAUGAUUUUUUUUUUAUUCUUAUCGUAACCUAAAAAAUAUAUAUUUUUGAACUGUUUGAUAUCAGAGGAAUGUGCGCUCGUGCAAAAUCAAAACAUCCACGUCGAGUGUGAAGCCAAAGCUUUAAUAAUUGAUUUAGUAUAUUUAUUUAUUUUCUUCUUGUUGUUGUUUGUGAUGUGAGACGCUUACACCGGAACAACGGACAACAUGAUUUUCAGGCUCUGAAGGAGAAGAAAAAAAAAAAGAAAAAAAAAAGAAAAAAAAAAAAAAGACAAGAAACAGGGACAUCACUCCGGUUUGUUCCGUGAUGACUGCUGCUGUGUUGCGCGCGGCUCUGCGGGGGUAAUUUUUAUACCCCCAAACCCCCCGCCCCCUUACAAGUUCUCCAUAUUUUAUAUUUUUUAACAUUUAUAUUUGUAUUUUUGUAUUUAUUCCUGCGGAUAAAUUAAGCAGACAUGGAGAUGCUGCUACUUUGGCUCGCGCUGUGUCUGGCGCACAGGGUCGCCUCUCAGAUUCGUUACUCGGUACCGGAGGAGACGGAACGUGGCACGUUCGUGGGCAACAUCGCUGAGGACUUGGGACUGGACCUGACCAAACUGGCCUCCCGCCGCUUUCAGACGGCACCGGGCUCACGCGGGAGCCCGUACCUGGACGUGAACGUGGAGAACGGCGCGCUGUUGGUGCGAGAGCGCAUUGACCGGGAGCGCGUGUGUAAGCAGAGCGCGUCCUGUGUCCUGCACCUGGAGGUGUUCUUGGAGGAUCCUCUUGAGCUCUUCCGAGUGGAAGUCGAGGUGACGGACGUGAAUGACAACGCGCCCAGCUUCCCGGAGAGCGACGUCACGGUGGAGAUCAGCGAGAGCGCCACGCCCGGGACGCGUUUCCCGCUGGAAGCAGCCUUCGACCCGGACGUGGGCAGCAACGGGCUGAGGACUUACGAGAUCACAGCAAAUGGUCACUUCGCACUGGACGUGCAGACGCAAACGGACGGAAACAAGUUCGCAGAGCUGGUGCUUGAGAAGCCUUUGGACAGAGAGCAGCAGGCGGUGCACCGCUACGUGCUCACGGCUGUGGACGGCGGGCAACCGGCGCGCACGGGCACAGCGCUCUUGGUGGUGCGCGUUCUCGACUCAAACGACAACGUGCCAACGUUUGACCGGGCCGUGUACUCGGCGAGCCUGGCCGAGAACGCGCCCGCGGGCACGCUGGUGAUCCAGCUCAACGCCACCGACUCAGACGAGGGCUCAAACGGCGAGGUGGUUUACUCAUUCGGCAGUCACGUGUCGAGCCGCGCGCGCGAGUUGUUUGACGUGGACGCGCGCACGGGCCGCAUCGAAGUGCGCGGCGAGGUCGACUUUGAGGAAAGCAGCCUCUAUCAGCUCUAUGUGCAGGCCAAGGACAUGGGGCCGAACGCCGUGCCCGCGCACUGCAAGGUGCUCGUAAAAGUCACGGAUGUCAACGAUAACGCACCGGAGAUCGCCUUCAGCACUGUGACUGAGUCUGUGAGCGAGAGCGCGGCACCGGGCACCGUGAUCGCGCUGCUCAGCGUCACCGACAAGGACUCUGGAGAUAACGGGCGAACGCGCGUAGAAAUCCUUGGCGACGUGCCGUUCAGGCUCAAGUCAGAGUUUGGGAACUACUAUACGGUGGUCACAGACGGCCCGCUGGACCGCGAGGUCGCCGAGGCGUACACCGUGACAGUGACGGCGCGUGAUGGAGGCGCGCCGCCGCUCACCUCGAGCAAGUCCGUAGAGGUGCGCGUCUCGGACGAGAAUGACAACGCGCCCACGUUCUCGCAGCUCGUGUACGACGUGCACGUCACGGAGAACAACGUGCCCGGGGCUUACAUUUACGCCGUGAGCGCACGGGAUCCAGACGCCGGCGAUAACUCCAGGGUGACCUACUCCGUCUUGGAUCGCGAGAUCCUGGGCAUGUCUGUGCUCACGUAUGUGUCCGUGAACCCAGAAAACGGCUACCUUUACGCGCUGCGCUCAUUCGACUAUGAGCAGCUCAAAGAGUUUAGCUUCACGGUAGAGGCGCGGGACGCAGGCAGCCCCGAGCUGCACUCAAACGCGACUGUGCACGUGGUGGUAGUGGAUCAAAAUGACAACGCACCGACUGUGAUCGCGCCUCUGGGCAAAAACGGGACAGCCAGAGAGCCUUUGCCACGCUCAGCCGAACCGGGCUACCUGGUCACACGUAUAGUCGCGACAGACGCGGAUGACGGUGAGAACGCGCGUCUUUCCUACAGCAUCCAGCGCGGGAACGAAGACGGAUUGUUCCGCAUGGAUUGGCGCACGGGAGAGUUGCGCACGGCUCGUAGAGUGUCUGCAGCCAAACGGGACGCGCAGCAGCACCAACAGAGACGCCUUUACGAGCUGCUCGUGGAAGUGCGCGAUCACGGCCAGCCGCCGCUCUCGUGCAGCGCCGUAGUUCAGGUCGCGUUAGUGGACGGUCUUCCGGCGGCGGCCUCAGCGGAGGGACGCGGAGGAGGAGGAGAGCGUGAGCGCGGUGGCGCGGCCCGAGCCAAAGACGCGAGCCUUGACCUCACCCUCAUUCUGAUCGUCGCCCUCGGCUCGGUGUCGUUUGUUUUCCUGCUCGCCAUGAUCGCCCUCGCCGUGCGCUGCCGCAAAGACAAGAAGCUGAACGUGUACGCGGGCUGCAACGCGUCCUGCUGCUUCUGCUGCGGGAGACAGGCCCGAUCAUCCCGCGGGGUCAGCAGCGGCAACGGCGGCAGCAAGAAGAAACAGAAGAAGCAGAAGAAACUCAGCAAGUCAGACAUCAUGCUGGUGCAGAGCGCGAACUCAACAGAUGUGAGCGCGCACGCCGGAGUUGGCUGUGGAGUCGGGAGCGCGCAGGUGCCCGUUGAAGAGUCCGGAAGCUUCGGUUCGCUUCGACGCGGUCAGAAUUACUGCUAUCAGGUCUGCCUCACUCCCGAGUCCGCCAACACCGACCUGCUCUUCCUGAAGGCAUGCGGAGCGGGAGCGAGCCGUGCGGCCCCGGACACCGAGCACAGCCCACGAGGAGGGAUACACACCACAUACACGGAGCAACAACAACCGGACAUCAUCUCUAACGGGAGCCUUCUCUCCAGCGAGACGAAGCACCAGCGUGCCGAGCUCAGUUACCUGGUGGACAGGCCGAGGCGUGUGAACAGUUCGGCCUUCCAGGAGGCGGACAUCGUGAGCUCCAAAGACAGUGGACACGGAGACAGCGAGCAGGGAGACAGCGAUCAUGACGCCACGCAUCGCGGGCACUCCUCCGUCACUGCAAAUACCGACGCUCAAGCCAGCUCUCCUGCUUUCAGACGAAGACCGCUACCAAGCAUGGAGGGUGCAGGCUAACACGUGCUUUAUCCGAGACACGUGAAACCAUCCAGAUGCAUCUUGCUGCUCAUGUCGUAACACGCUCAGAGGAAAGCACUGUCUGCCCUCUUCCGCAUACAUGACCUAACAGACGGCCAGGAUUGAUAGUGUCUCUGUGACAGACGAGUGAGUCAGAGUAUACACAGCCAAUUUUCUGUUGUGUUGUGUUGAGGGUUUUCUGUUGUGCCACUUGGGACUCCGUCCGUCCGUCCAUCCAUUUUGCAUACCGCUUAUCCAACACUGGGUCACCGGGAGCCUGGAGUCCACGCCAGGGAACUCGGGACACGAUGCAGAGGAUAUCCUGGACGGGCAUAGGAACCCGUCGCAGGGCACAAUCACACACACAUUCACACACCACACCACGGACAAUCAGCCUACAGUGCAUGUCUUUGGACUUGUACCCGGAGGAAACCACCAAAGCCCAGUGAGAACAUGCAAACUCCUCGCACACUAGGUGGAGACGGGAUUCAAAUCCCCAACCCUGGAGGUCCGAGGCGAAUGUACUGACCGUGCUCUCCACUUGGGACUCAACAGUACGUAUCUUUUACCUAGAAAGUUGCAUGUAGUGGCCCGUUAAAUCCAUUAAAUCAUUUGAAAUGCAUACAAUAUCCAUUAUAAAUACAUAUAUUUUUUUCCACAAGAAAAUGCAUAUCAACUGCAUACCGAAAUGCUUUGCUAUCACGUCUCCCUUGUUUAUGAUAACUUCCCUGCUGUUAAAAACAUAUCUUCAGUUAUACAACAUUUGCUCUCACUGUACCGAAUAAGUAAUUCUAUUGAGUGACCUACACUUAAUGAUCUAACUUCUCUUCAUGCGUACGCAGCCCGGAAACGCACAAGUCCAUGCUAGCCUCGCUUCACUCCGUUCUGGCGUGUGCUUUGGCGUGUAGGCGUACAUUUCGACUCGCUCUGUUCCUCUGUUGGCAGCUUCAGCUCACACCUGAGAAUCAAAAUGGCUGUGCAGUCACAACAAUAACAGUGUGAGAGUGUUAUUGUAGCUGUAGGUCUGUUUGGCAUCUGUUACAGCAAAUUACAUCAGCAAUACGGCACCAUUACCUGAGCUCCUACCACCCCUAACAACAGCCAGCAGGGACGUGUGGUGUGUGUGUGUGUGUGUGUGUGUGUGUGUGUGUCAUCCCCAGACACUUGCCAUUCUGGCUCACAGCUCUUUACAGUCCCACGCAGCAGAACAAGAGGAGGCAUUUGCGAUGUGUAGGGGAGUGUUAGGUUGCGCUGCACGCCCAAACACGCCACAUCAACUGUGAAAGGCUUUACAUAAGUGUUUAGACAUUAGCAUUUUGCUGACAUGUUAUUACCACACCAGCGCAUGACUAAUAUAAUAUAGGAGGUUUAUUUUCAGGGAAAUUUAUCACGCGCCAGAUGAUCGACUGCCCUUCCGUCCUCUAGAACGCAUGCUUUAAAGCGCGCGUGUUAAUUUAUGCACACGUUAUUAGGAACACUUGUACACCUGGAUAAUUAUCCAAUCAGCCAAUCAUGUACACAGCAGCAGCAGUAGCAGUGUAAUUAGUAAAACCAUGGAGAUACAGGUCAACAGCUUCAGCUCACGUUAAACAUCAGAAUGGGGAAAAAAUGUGAUCUCAGUGACUUUGAGCGUGGCAUGGUUGCUGAUCUCCUGGGAUUUCCACACGCAGCAGUCUCUACCACUGGCGUCUGGUGGGUUUUAUAGCAGGGGAAGCACAGCACAGGUGUCCGUUAUUGCACUAUAUAUCUGUGCAUAUUCUGUUUGAUCUGUUUCACCUGUGUCCCUUUGGCCUCCUGUUUAAUUCUCAGUCUCUGCUCAUAAGUAAGAGCAUACGAAGACUCCAAUAUGUGUAGCGUCUGCCAGAUGCUGCUAAAGCAAUGGCUUCUGGUGUCUAGAGAGGGUGGUGUGAAAAACAUGAAAUAUGAACGAGUGGCAGUUCUGUGCAUUGUUGACGUGAGAGAUCAGAGGAGAACGGCCAGACUGGUUCGUGCUGACAGGAAGGUUAAGCUGACUCAUGUAGAAACUCUUUACAACCGCGGUGAGCAGAAAAGCAGCUCAGAACAUAUAAGAUGUCUAACCUAGGGGUGGAUAGGCUACAGCGGGAGAAGAAGAACAGGAAUCUGGGGCUACACUGGGGACGAACUGC
Messenger RNA from Ictalurus punctatus (channel catfish), 5649 nucleotides. RefSeq names its product protocadherin 10b (gene pcdh10b). Gene Ontology annotation, biological process: homophilic cell-cell adhesion. The transcript has 4 exons. The coding region runs from base 617 to 3502 and encodes 961 amino acids. Gene Ontology annotation, molecular function: calcium ion binding. Lineage: Eukaryota; Metazoa; Chordata; Actinopteri; Siluriformes; Ictaluridae. The record is from RefSeq and is a predicted model, not a curated record. Gene Ontology annotation, cellular component: plasma membrane.